Molecule: messenger RNA, 198 nt
Organism: Gregarina niphandrodes
Lineage: Eukaryota; Apicomplexa; Conoidasida; Eugregarinorida; Gregarinidae
Exons: 1
Coding region: 1-198 (65 amino acids)
Source: RefSeq, a predicted model, not a curated record
AUGGGUGAUUUCACCAUCCUUACCAGACUCAGAGAUGCUUAUCCUCUAGUAGAAGAUCCCGGAAAAGACCAGAACACCAAACUUCGCAAACAGGCAUUUACCUGUUUAAAGGCGUUAAGUGAUCAAUAUAAAAAUCAACGGAAUGAUACCGAAGUCCAAAGCCUCGUCAUAUCAUGCAACCAACAAUAUAAGUUCUAG